AGCGGAUCAUCCUCCAUCUGUAUACGAUUUUAAACAACAGCGAACGUGCAUUCCACACCUUCAGGAUUGCCAUUCUUUGUAGUCGGACUUUCUUUUCGUCAUCAUGAGGACAUGCGUUUUGGCGUGCCUUAUUGUGUGCGGAAUUACACGGACCCUCGGACUUCAGGGGGCUUCGAACGCUUUGGAAUCCUUGGGAUCCUCGGGAUCCUUGGAUUCCCCCGGUUCUGCAGCAUCCGGCCGGAACUCAAUCAAAAACGGCGUCAAGACAUGGGACAACACGUUUGGAAAACUGACGAAUGCCUCAUCUGCGGAUAUCGCCAGACGGUUUAAGGACAUCACAAUCCUAGGCGUUCGACGCAGGGUCCUGACUGAUGUCACCCAGGGUGGUCACAGGAUGGUCGAGAUGUUUCUGGACACCACCAGCGAUACCGUAUUCGACUGCAAUAUCAUCGGUGAUAAGGCUCUUAUUGAGGUCACUCUAAAUUUAAUUCCCAAAGGCUUCAUUAACAAAGUGACGCAGGAAGAAAUGCAGUACUUCUUGGAAAUGUGCGAUAACAGGGACCCCGAUAAAAGCCCCGUGAAUUCCUUCUUCAAAAACAUAGGCAAGGCAUUCCAGAGCCUCCUCAUAUUUCCUGGGACCAAGUGGUGCGGAGCGGGUGAUGUGGCUAAUAACUACGACGAUCUAGGAGUGCACAAGGGGACUGACAUGUGCUGCCGCGCACACGACAACUCCGACGACAACAUCCCGGCACUACAAAUUAAGCACGGCAUCACCAAUAGAAACCUGUACACGAUGACCAACUGCAAAGAUGACCGCCAGUUCUACAAUUGCCUAUUGAAUGACAGCAGCCCCUCCUCUGUGGCUGUCGGAAAACUCUUUUUCAAUGUACUCCGGAUCGACUGCUUUGCUUACACUUAUCCUAAAAAAUGUGUAAAAAAGAAUCCGUUCUACGUCCCGAUACUGACUCCAAAGUGUGAAAAGUACGAGCCUGACACAUCGGCCCCCAAGGAGUGGCAGAUCUUCCCGCCUGCAAACUUCAUCAAGGAAUACAUCGAGAGAAAGCGGAAUGAGACGAACCAGGCGCGCUUGACGACUGCAGAGAACGAUCCAGAAACGAAGACCAAAUACGCCGGCGUUUGGGUCCAAACUAAAGAACCCGAAGACAAGCCGGUCCUUGAGAACAAAAAUUACUUUGGAAACCUCGUUGAAGGCAGUGAUAUCAGUCCAGCCUUGUCUGAGGAGCUAGUCAACAACAAUUCGCAGGAUGCGAAACUUUCAGUGACGAAGGGGUUCCCUCUUUUACCCAAACUUCAUGGAAAAGCCAACCAGACCCCUCAAGAUCUAAGCUCUUGAGAGAUCUGAUUUAACGAGACAAAAUAAUAUGUAUAUAGUCUUUUUGUCCACAAAGCGGACGCACCGGUGAAAUGAAGUAGAAAAGCACCGAGGUCUAUAGAGCCAUUUCGAUUUUCAUCUCCCCAAAAGUUUGGUGCUGGAGAGAGAAUCAAUCAAAGCACGGUAGUAUUUCGCAAGGUGAUCGUUUUAAGCCCUCUAUCGUUGUGCACCCUGGAUCAUUCACUUUCUUGUUGUUCUGUAUUUUGUGGUACUUUUUUACGUGAACAUGAGCCAACUGGCCCAAAUAGCCAUUUGAAUGUUGUGAUGGAUUUUAAGCUUAGUAGUGCUAUUCUUUGUUGAUAUAACCACUGGACGUGUUGUUUGGAAAUAAAGUCCAUCGUGCUAAUGA
Messenger RNA from Ixodes scapularis (black-legged tick), 1742 nucleotides. RefSeq lists its product as uncharacterized. The record is from RefSeq and is a predicted model, not a curated record. NCBI's taxonomy places the organism in Eukaryota, Metazoa, Arthropoda, Arachnida, Ixodida, Ixodidae. The coding region runs from base 104 to 1354 and encodes 416 amino acids. The transcript has 8 exons. Gene Ontology annotation, biological process: phospholipid metabolic process; arachidonate secretion.